Molecule: messenger RNA, 702 nt
Organism: Triplophysa dalaica
Lineage: Eukaryota; Metazoa; Chordata; Actinopteri; Cypriniformes; Nemacheilidae
Gene: fev
Product: FEV transcription factor, ETS family member
Exons: 3
Coding region: 1-702 (233 amino acids)
Biological process (GO): cell differentiation; regulation of transcription by RNA polymerase II
Cellular component (GO): nucleus
Molecular function (GO): sequence-specific DNA binding; DNA-binding transcription factor activity, RNA polymerase II-specific
Source: RefSeq, a predicted model, not a curated record
AUGAAAGCCUACCCUUUCACGUCCACCACCACAAUGCGACAGAACUGCGGAGGAAGCGUUAUGUUUAACAUGUAUCUCUCAGAUCCUACGGAAAAUCUACUCAAGGAAACCAAAAGCUCUUCUUGGACCCCCAUCAACACAGGUGUACAAAAAGGGAGUGGACAAAUCCAGCUGUGGCAAUUUCUUCUGGAGCUUUUGUCAGACAGCACCAAUAUGUCAUGCAUCGCCUGGGAGGGGACCAAUGGAGAGUUUAAACUGAUAGACCCGGACGAGGUCGCCAGACGCUGGGGGGAACGCAAGAGUAAACCGAACAUGAACUAUGAUAAACUGAGUCGAGCUCUGCGCUAUUACUACGACAAGAACAUCAUGACGAAGGUGCACGGAAAGCGAUACGCUUACAAAUUUGACUUUAACGGCCUGGCGCAAGUGUGCCAGCCUUCUUCCACAGAACAAGCCAUUUAUAAAUUCCAGAGUAACUUCGCUCCUAUCCAGUUUUCAGGUAUUUCGAAGCUCAAUCUAGUUGCUCCGGGGGUUGGUCCAUCAGGGUUCUCUUACUGGCCCGGAUCUCCUCCAACACUAUACCACAGCCACAACCUACAACCACCCGGACCAUUCGGUGCCGUUUCUGCGUCUCAUUUAAGUUGCGUUAACAAUAUCAAUAGUUUAAAUAACCUGAAUAAUAUUAAUAAUCACUAUAACUAA